This is a messenger RNA of Durusdinium trenchii, 513 nucleotides long. The record is from the annotation of a GenBank genome assembly. Lineage: Eukaryota; Dinophyceae; Suessiales; Symbiodiniaceae.
AUGAAAGAAGCUUAUUAUGAAGAUGCUGGACUGGACACGGAAGUGCUACUGCUUCAGCUGGAGAAGGAGUUCCGCGAUCGGCAGGUCAAACGAGAGAGGAGCCUGUGCUACUGGGAGAGAAUGCAUAUGGGAAUGAUGGAUCAUAAAAGGCAUCGCAACAGCAAGCUGCUUGAUUGGAGAUGGUGGCUUACUUUGAAGUACCACGGCAAGUUGAGGAUGUUUGCGUCAGGCUCACUGGAAGAUGAAUUGAGAAGGUCCAUCCUGCUUUGGCAGAAGGAACUGGAUGCAAAGAGCAUACUCGCCCGGCGGGCUGCAAAGCGGGCGGCUGACAAAGCUCGAAAAAACGCUGAAUCGAAUUCCUUGGCUGGCAGAUGGAAGCGGCUGCGCAGUUCCAGCGGAAAAAUCAGCGGCCCAAGACCACCAAGUCUUGGUGGUCGAUGGUUGAUACCGUGGCUCUCGGGUCCAGGGAAACCAUACGGGAGGCUUAAGAUGUGCACUAGGAUUCCAACUUGA